This is a messenger RNA of Talpa occidentalis (Iberian mole), 5243 nucleotides long. RefSeq names its product leucine rich repeat containing 15 (gene LRRC15). The coding region runs from base 39 to 1784 and encodes 581 amino acids. Gene Ontology annotation, cellular component: extracellular matrix. The record is from RefSeq and is a predicted model, not a curated record. Gene Ontology annotation, molecular function: protein binding. Lineage: Eukaryota; Metazoa; Chordata; Mammalia; Eulipotyphla; Talpidae. The transcript has 2 exons.
UCCUCUUCUACGGCUCCCUCUGGUCCACAGCGGAGGCCAUGCCAUUGAAACAUUAUCUCCUUUUGCUGGUGGGCUGCCAGGCCUUGAGUGCAGGGCUAGCCUACUAUGGCUGCCCUAGCGAGUGUACCUGCUCCAGGUCCUCCCAGGUGGAGUGCAAUGGGGCACGCAUCGUGGCAGUGCCUACCCCUCUGCCCUGGAACGCCAUGAGCCUGCAGAUUCUCAACACACACAUCACUGAACUCAACGAGUCCCCAUUCCUCAACAUCUCAGCCCUCAUUGCCCUGAGGAUCGAGAAGAAUGAACUGUCCCACAUCAUGCCUGGUGCCUUCCGCAACCUGGGCUCCCUGCGUUACCUCAGUCUUGCCAAUAACAAGCUUCAGGUUCUGCCUAUUGGCCUCUUCCAGGGCCUAGACAACCUGGAGUCACUUCUCCUGUCCAGCAACCAGCUAGUGCAGAUCCAGCCGGCGCACUUCUCCCAGUGUGGCAACCUCAAGGAGCUGCAGCUGCACGGCAACCACCUGGAGUAUGUCCCUGAUGGUGUCUUCGACCACUUGGUGGGCCUCACCAAGCUCAAUCUCGGCAAGAAUAGCCUCACCCACCUCUCCCCCAGGGUCUUCCAGCGCCUGGGCAACCUCCAGGUGCUCCGGCUCUAUGAGAACAGACUCUCGGACAUCCCCAUGGGCACUUUCGAUGGGCUUGGCAACCUCCAGGAGCUGGCCCUUCAGCAGAACCAGAUUGGUAUGCUCUCCCCUGGCCUCUUCCACAACAACCGUAACCUCCAGAGGCUCUAUCUGUCCAACAACCAGAUCUCCCAGUUGCCCCCUGGCAUCUUCAUGCAGCUGCCCCAGCUCAACCGCCUCACACUCUUUGGGAAUUCCCUGAAGGAGCUCUCCCCAGGGAUCUUCGGGCCCAUGCACAACCUGCGUGAGCUCUGGCUCUAUGACAACCACAUCACUUCUCUACCUGACAAUGUCUUCAGCAACCUCCCCCAGUUGCAGGUCCUGAUCCUCAGCCGCAACCAGAUCAACCACAUCUCCCCGGGGGCCUUCAAUGGGCUGAUAGAGCUUCGGGAGCUGUCCCUCCAUACCAACGCCCUGCAGGAGCUGGAUGCCAAUGUCUUCCGUGUGUUAGCCAACCUGCAGAACAUCUCCCUACAGAACAACCGCCUCAGACAGCUCCCGGGGAACAUCUUUGCCAAUGUCAAUGGCCUCAUGACCAUCCAGCUGCAGAAUAACCAGCUAGAGAACCUGCCUAUGGGCAUCUUCGAUCACUUGGGGAACCUGUGUGAGCUGCGGCUCUAUGACAACCCCUGGAGGUGUGACUCAGACAUCCUCCCGCUGCGCAACUGGCUCCUGGUCAACAAGCUCAAGUUGGGGACGGACACACUCCCGGUAUGUUUCAGCCCAGCCAAUGUCCGAGGCCAGUCCCUCAUCAUCAUCAAUGUCAAUGUCCAAGUCCCUAGUGCCCAGAGUCCCAUGUCACCCGAGGGGCCCGCCUACUCGGAAACGCCACAGUACCCAGGAACAUCAAGCUACCCUGACACCACCUCCUCCACCACUGAAUUCACCACCAUGGAUGACUACACAGACAUGACCACUGUUGAGAACAUCGAUGACCGAGGCAAGUGGGGCAUGACCCGGGCCCAGAGUGGGCUGGCCAUCGCUGCCAUUGUCAUUGGCGUCAUUGCCCUGGCCUGCUCCCUGGCUGCCUGCAUCUGCUGUUGCUGCUGCAAGAAGAGGAGCCACGCAGUCCUGAUGCAGAUGAAAGCACCCAAUGAGUGCUAAAGAGGCAGCUGAAGGCAGGGCUGGGGGAAAGAGGGGCCACAGAGGAGCUGGGAAUUUCAUCGGUCAGCCUUCACCUCCGGGUGCACAGAGUCAUCCCCUGAUCCCACUCUGUGGGUCCUGAGAGAUAGGGGUCCCACCUUUCCCUGACCUGCCUUGUUCUCCUGUCUCCAGGAGAAGUAGGUCGUAUGGGACUUUCUUCCCACCAGGGAGGGCCUACAGAUCAUGGCAAAGCCUUCUGGGGUUCUCAUUUGUAUCCCGGAGCUUCUCGCAGAAAGCCCCUCCUCCGAAGCCUCACCAGCACUCCUCCCAGAACAACCUGCCCCAGCCUGCCCUCCUGCUGGCCUCCGUAGACUCAGUUAUCACAAUGCCUGCCCACUUUGUGGGAAUAGUUCUCCACAGGGACAGUCCCUCUUUCAAGUAUUAUGUACGUUGAUAAACCCUCUUUUGCUCCUUUUGUUUGUGUUCCCUCAAAUGAAACGUCUCUCCUUGAUUUUCUGCUCCUGAAGGCAGGGUGAGUUCUCUCCCUUAAAGAAGGCUUCAGACCACUGAACUGGUUUCUUAAGAGGUGCCCAGCAUCCUGGUUUUCUAGGUGCUGUGAAAGUGAAGGAACACGACACUCCUCGGUGCCUGCCUGGAGUCAGAGCCGUCAGCACCGUGUCCCUUGUGACUUUUGUCUGGAAAACAAAGAAAGGCACCAUGCAAAUCCAACCUUUCAGAGGAUACUUCCAGACAGAAAUGUUACCUUGAAAAAUUUAACCCUUAAAGGAAUAAAAUAAUAUAGAAGUCCUGACCCCUAAAAACCUUUAAAAUCACCUUAUUGGUACCAGAUAGAGAAAGCAACCUGGCACCCAGGGGCCUUGUGUUCACCCCUGGGCUUUUUCUCUUUUAACGUUUUACUGAAGAACAACAUACAUACAGAAAAGGGGGAGCGUGCCAAUGUGUGGGUUGACGGGUCGUCACAAACUGUACACUCCCGCGUCAUCAGCAUCCAGAUCAAGAAAAGGGAUAGCACUGGUAUCCUCCACUCCAGGCUUUCACUGGACAAGACCAGCACUUGUGGAGGUGACAUGAACUAAACUGGGGCCUGGCUUCCCAUGAGCCAGGAUGGGUGUCUCACCGCUCCCCGCCCCAACCAGCACUUGCAAAGGCCCAGCUGCCAUGGGUGGAGAAUAUGAGGGUACACGCUGGCCUGGACAGGAGCUUUUAUUAAAUCCCCAGACCGGGAGAGGCCCCCAGGCUGGCCGGGGCAGAAGCAACUGGGCUACAACAGCCCACACAACCACACCCCCCUGCCAGCAUGCUGCCUGCUGCCCAUUGGAGGCCCUUCUGCCUGGGCCUUUUAUGGGCAUGAUAUGCCUAUAACUGUUUUUAAUUUUCACUCUCCCUUUGGGGGAAGUGAAAUAGUUCAGAGAUGAGAUCCUUUAAUUGAACAGCCAAGUGUAAUGGAUGCCACAAUCCCUCUAAUGUCAUGGUAAAACUCAAUCAACAUUACAGCCAGCUGGCAACUGAGCUUCAGAAUUUCAAACACAGAAUUUCCACAGCAGGGGACUAGCAGGUCGUGCAUCUGCGGACUUUCUGGAGUUUCUCCUGUCUGCGGUCUGGUUAUGAGUUGAGUUGUUUGGUCUCCAACUUGAGGUACAGUCACAUGAUCACAUGCCCUCACCACCCUUCCUGUGGCACAUAUAAUGUCACACUGGGAAAGAAAUUACACAUGUGACGUGCUUGCCUUCCUCUGGAUAACUGACCUACCAGUUUAGCAGUUAAAAGUAGUGAAAUGGGGAUUUGAUAUCUACUCCUGGAAAGAGCUGCAGUCAAUGCUAUAAGGAUCUAGAAAUCUCCCAUCAAUCCUGACUGGCUGUUAUUCAGUCCCUCUGCCCCACAAGACAAGUAAGCACUCCCAAGGGGCCUUGGCAGCAUGCUGCUGACAGGAUGAGCAGAUCUCCCUUCCAGUCCCCUGCACAAAGGGUCUAGGAAGAUGUGUAAGAAUUAGUGCAUUCUAUAGCUUUUUACUCUGGCCCAGGGCACCUGGGAGAAAUGACAUCAUCUCACCGAGAUAAAUCUGGGUGUCCAAAGUGUUUUAGAAAUAUUUGUAGUAACCGGUAGAUGCGCAUCAAGACUUGCCAGGGCCCAAAAGAAAGUGAACCCAGUGCUUGGCGCAUGGACAACACUGCAUGGUGGCCUGGCAUACUGAUCCUGAGGCCUGCUCUCCUCCAGACAGGAGACAUGGGUGGCACUGCAUUCCUCAAGGUGCCCCUUGGAACCUGGCACCAGCAUCUCAUUGUGCAAGAGAACACUGCACUCAAGAUGGCAGACAGGUGAGGGAGGAGUCCUCCUCAUUCUGUGUGCCCUGACAAUCUGAACCCAGAGCCUCAGGUCUUUCUGGCGUUGGUCAUCACAUUGGAGUACCUUCCUUUCAGGCCUAGGAUAUGAACAUGUCUCCAGAACAAAGACUGGCCAGAGGCCUCAGAUGACACCCACCCCCUUACCCCAUCAGGAGCAGCCCUCGGGGGGUGGUAGGCCUUGGCCUUCUGAGCUUACCUAUUUAUUCUCUUCUCUCAUCAGAGUAGAUUGGAUGGAACCAUCUGAUUCCCUGUUCCUCAGUAGGUGAAUCAUAUUAUUUGGUCAGGGAACUGCUGGAGAAGCUGAGUGGAGUUUCCUUUCCAACAGGACUGGCAUGAGCCACUUGGGCACCCAAAGUUGAGGCUGGGUCCAGAAUUCACUUUGCUUUCCCUCUGCUCACUGGCUCCCAGGUCACCUUGUCAACACCUGCAUCUCCAUUUGAGUUGUUGGGGGGAAGAUAAUUAAAGAUAAUUAAAGUAGAACCACUCUUUUCCAGACAUGCUUCUUGUGCAUAGGUGCUCCCUCAAGCUCCUGCCAGGCAUCCUCUUGUUAACCCUCACAACGCCCUGUGCACAAGUCCUGCCAUUAUCCCCAGUGAGCAGGCCUGAAGCCACUUGUUCUGCGGCAACAUUAUUCCACAGGCGGUGUGUAUUCCUUCUCUUUUCAGCUUUGUACAAGGCCUCUUGGGGCCGUCUUGGGCUUUCGUCAUUAAAGGAAGAAAAUGGAAGCCUCUCUCCCACUCCCCCACAAAGUCUUUGCCACCGGGACUGUGAGAAUCAAAAGAUUUGCAGAAGGCAGGAAAAAAUUAAACUCAUCCAUCCGUUAAAGGAAAUAGGCUCCACUCAUGAAGUUGUUGGCUUUGGUGUGGAUAUUGUUCCUCCUUUUUAGAAUUUAGAGGCACAACACAGUUGUAGAAUACUUCUUGGGCAACCAAACCAUUUCCACAGCCUUUUGAAUGUCGCUGUAGAGUGGAAGCAAGAUAUCUCCAAGUCCAGGAAGUUUAUGGAGGGUCAUCAGCUAGGGGUAACUGGAUCACUUGGGUGGGAAACAGGGGUGGAUGGAUCCCCACCUUUAGAAAAUCCAGCUCACAGGACCCACAGUUGGAAUUAAAAGGGGUGU